Molecule: messenger RNA, 1380 nt
Organism: Armigeres subalbatus
Lineage: Eukaryota; Metazoa; Arthropoda; Insecta; Diptera; Culicidae
Exons: 3
Coding region: 1-1380 (459 amino acids)
Source: RefSeq, a predicted model, not a curated record
AUGACUAAUGCUUCGGACGAAAUCAUCAUUAUCGGCGAUUUCAAUCUGCCAGGAAUUUCGUGGAGUUCCUCCUGCAACGGUUUCCUUCACAUAGAUAUGGAACGAUCUUCAUUACACAGUCACGCCUCCAAACUCCUCGAUUACUACAGCACAGCCACGUUACGUCAAAUCAAUCACGUUACCAACGAAAAUAAUCGCAACCUGGAUCUGUGUUUUGUUAGCGCUCAGGACGCUACUCCGCUAAUUUUGCAUGCUCCAUCACCGUUAGUUAAAGAAGUUAAUAAUCAUCCUUCGUUGAUACUCAAGCUGAACAACACGCGAGCCAAUGUUGUUGCAUCGAUCGAGCCCAUAAUCUACAAUUUCCAUAACGCCGAUCAUCAUAGCAUUGCUGAGUUCUUUGCUACAUUGGACUGGGUUGACAUUCUUGGCGGUUGUGAUGCAGAGAAUGCGGCAUUGACUUUAUCGCAUAUUAUUGGACACGUGAUUGAAAGACAUGUUCCUAAGAAAAUCGUCGCUCCUUAUAGUUGUCCUUGGAAGACCCGUCAGCUUCGUAGAAUGAAAACUCCUAAAAGAGCUGCUCUCAAGCGCUAUUCCAAACACGGUUCCUUAUCGUUGCGUGAGCACUUCAAAAAAUUAAACUCUGCGUACAAGAUUGUUAGCCGCCUCUGUUUUUCUCAAUAUCAGCAAAAUAUACAGCAAAACUUGAGGACCAGGAAUAAAACGCUCUGGAAGUACAUAAAUGAACAAAGGAAUCAAGCUGGGCUCCCUACAACAAUGACUCUGGACGAGGAAGUGGCCUCUACACCCCAAUCCAUCUGUCAGCUAUUUGCCGACAAGUUUGUGAGCACCUAUUGUAACGAAGUCAUCUCUGAUGUCACAAUCGCUGAGGCUGCUAACAACGUUCCUGCAGUCGGGAUCACUUGGGCCACGUUUUUCGUAGAUGCAGAAAUGAUCCGUAGAGCUAACUCGCAGUUAAAAUCAUCCAUGAGUCCAGGUCCGGAUGGCAUUCCGUCUGCGUUCUUGAAAAGGCACAUCGAACUUCUGCUCGCUCCCUUUCAAUUGAUUUUCAACAAAUCGCUAUCCAGUGGACUUUUUCCGUCCGUGUGGAAAACCGCUACAAUGUUUCCCGUGUACAAGAAGGGUGAUCGAAAAGAUGUCAACAAUUAUCGCGAUACGCACGUGAUCGAGAAGGCUUCUAGAACAUUAGGAUUCAUCUUUCGCGUCGCCAAGGGUUUCACCGAUGUUUAUUGCUUGAAAUCACUGUACUGUUCGCUGGUUCGAUCUACGCUGGAAUAUUGUUCCGCUGUAUGGCAUCCUAAUUACCAGAACGGAUCACAUCAUCUGCUGACAGGGCCGGCUGCCAACAGUGAGCACAGCUGA